AUGACGCGCUCUUUCGUUAAUCGGACACUCCGGUCAUCCUAAACCAAUUCAAUUUAAACCAUCGCCUCUCAAUUUCUUGUUUAUUUAUUUUUUCCAAUAAUUGCAAUGUUUUUUUUGCGUGUUUCCGUAAAAUAGUAUACAAUUUUUUUUUGAAGUUUUUCCGUUAUAAUUUUCACCUUUUAAAUAAAGUUUCAACCGAUCCGAACGCACACAAUCGUCCACGGUUAUCCGACGGUUCGUUCUGCCGUCGCAGAAGAGUCGACCAGCGAUUACGACGCACGCCGUACAGCACCAUCAGAGUCUUCAAUAAUUUCGCCAGAAUCUCUCUGUAACUUGUAUAGAAAUUGCCUACCUGAGUGCAGUAACGGGCACCGCGAUUGAUCUGAAAGGUGUAGCGGGUGGUGAUCCGCACCACCCGCACAACAUAUUCCCCGCACUGUUCUCCAGACAGUUAAAUUUCAACAACGGGUCACACCAUCACGGGGGCACCACACACACUUCGUCGGGCAAACUCAUGAUGGAUGAUUUGCGACCUGGUUUGGGUGGUAUAUUAGGUCUUAUGGACCACGAUCACCAUCAUCAUCACAUACACCACCAUCAUCCUAGUGCUGUCCACGGGGACAAACAACGUUUAUCCAAAGGAGCUAGUGAUUCGUCUAAUGACCUCGGGUCCUUGUAUGGUCUGCCUGUUAACACUGCCGGUGACUCUUCUCAUCAUAAUACACCUUCGCCGGGUCGAGGGUCUCUAGCUGAGCAAACUACUUCUGAAGGAGCUUUUAAAAAAUUAAAAACUGAGCCGUUAAGUUCAGUAGGAAGUAUUAGUACUAGUCACACUGGACACACUCCCACUACUGCGACAUGUCCAACGCCUGCAAGACGGAGGCACCGUACUACUUUUACACAGGAACAACUCGCAGAGCUCGAAGCCGCUUUUGCAAAAUCCCACUAUCCUGAUAUUUACUGUAGGGAGGAAUUGGCAAGAAGUACAAAGCUAAAUGAAGCCAGAAUACAAGUAUGGUUUCAAAACCGAAGGGCCAAAUACCGAAAACAGGAAAAGCAACUGCAAAAGGCUUUAGCCCCGCCCUCCAUGCUUCCGGGUUGUAAUGGGGCCGCCAUGAUGAGAAACAUCUACCCUACGGCUUCUAGAACGUACCAAGCUUACCCACACCCCAACAGCAUGAACAGAUAUCACCCUCAGAUGUCAUCAAGUUCUUACAUGUCGACUGCUGUAAUGAGCCAGCCAUUCACAGUUACGAGUCACCAUUCCAAUCCAGGAGGCUCUUCUAAUCCGUCGUCUAUUACAACAUCAACAGGAAUGAUCCCCGAAGAGGAAUGGUACAAUAAGAGUUUGUCAGCAUUGAGGAUGAACUCUAGCCAUCAUGCAAAUCUCACUACACCAAUGUUGCAAUAUCAAACAUAGUUGUAAUAGCUGUGAUAAAAAAUAUUUAAAAAUUAUUGUAAUUUAUAGUGUAACUAAUCAAUUUAACUAUAAUAAUUAUAAUACGUGUUUUUUAAAUUUGUCAUAUUUGUAUGGUGCAUUUACCUACCUACUACAUUAGCAUAAAUGUGUUAUGCUGAUUUCUGUAUAAAUAACAUACGUAUUAAAAUUCUUCGAAAA
Adelges cooleyi (spruce gall adelgid) is the source of this 1618-nucleotide messenger RNA. Its product is annotated as homeobox protein unc-42-like. The record is from RefSeq and is a predicted model, not a curated record. Bases 515 to 1420 code for a protein of 301 amino acids. Gene Ontology annotation, biological process: regulation of transcription by RNA polymerase II. NCBI's taxonomy places the organism in Eukaryota, Metazoa, Arthropoda, Insecta, Hemiptera, Adelgidae. The transcript has 7 exons. Gene Ontology annotation, molecular function: RNA polymerase II transcription regulatory region sequence-specific DNA binding; DNA-binding transcription factor activity, RNA polymerase II-specific.